This is a messenger RNA of Galleria mellonella (greater wax moth), 744 nucleotides long. RefSeq lists its product as uncharacterized. Bases 143 to 604 code for a protein of 153 amino acids. NCBI's taxonomy places the organism in Eukaryota, Metazoa, Arthropoda, Insecta, Lepidoptera, Pyralidae. The transcript has 3 exons. The record is from RefSeq and is a predicted model, not a curated record.
UAAAAAUAAUAUAGAUAGGUACCUACCCACAUAUGUAUAUGAUUUGAAUUUUUAAUUAAAAUAAAUACCCACCUACGUACUUCUCAAUUCCAUUUCAUUGCAAUAUUACAAAAAUAAAGUUUCAAUUAUUUAAAAAAUCGAAAUGGCAGUCCCGGUAUUACGCCAACCAAAGUUGAAACAGGAGAAAUCUAAAAUUGUAAUGGAUAUUCCUAACGUAAUAAUUACUUUGAAAGACAAAACACGGCUUGUAGUGUCGUCUGACGCAUACCACGGAAUAUUAAUGGCCAGUAACAUGUACAAAUGUGUGUUUUGUAGAACAGAUAUGGAUCUCGAUAUGGUAUAUAAAGAGCAGCACAAAAAUACUAAUACGCAUAAGGAGAACCUAAAAAACUACCCUCACAUUGAUGGGUACGACGAAAAUUUAGUGCGAAAGUUAAACAAAGACAUGUGGUACUGUACGAUAUGUCAAAUAACGGUCGCAACCUCCUGCUUAUCACGUCACAUCAACACCAGUUCUCAUUGUGAAGAAUUGAGGAAGGCCAUCGUGAAAGCUACAGCGUAUCACAAAAUACAUAGCACACACCUUGUUGAGGUACCAACCUGAGGGAAGAGGAAAACAUCAAGUUAUUGUUUAAUAACUCAUCAAUAGACAGCUUAGGCAUGAUUACCAUUCCAUUUCCUUCUUCCAAAAGACUGUAAAAUGUAUUUUGAUAUUGUAGUGUUAAAUGUUAUUCAAUAAAAAAU